Molecule: messenger RNA, 5679 nt
Organism: Protopterus annectens (West African lungfish)
Lineage: Eukaryota; Metazoa; Chordata; Ceratodontiformes; Protopteridae
Gene: MAMLD1
Product: mastermind like domain containing 1
Exons: 5
Coding region: 170-3040 (956 amino acids)
Biological process (GO): regulation of transcription by RNA polymerase II
Cellular component (GO): nuclear body
Source: RefSeq, a predicted model, not a curated record
UAGUGCGUGGCUCGAGCCAGAUCCCUGAAUCAUUAGCGAAUUGUGAGCAUCAGGAUGAACUUGGUUGGAAGCUAGCUGCAGAGAGGAGAUUUUACACUCACUCUCUGUGCAUCCAGCUUUCCGAUCACAAAGUGGAUUUAAAUAAAAUUCUUGUGGCCAUUUUUUCAAGAUGCUUUUGGUUUCCCAGAGGGUAGAAGGACCGGGCAUGGAGCCCCCUAUUACGUUGCAAGGAUCAGUUAAAAGAAAACUGGAAGAAGAUGGCUCUCCCGCAGGUAAUGGUGGCUUUGAUGGUAUGUAUCCAAGUGACAACAAACGCCUGUGUCUUGAUGAUGUCACUCUUUCAAUGGGUCAGCCUCAAGGUACUAGUCCAUCUGUCUCAUGCUCAGAGAUGCAGCAUUCUCCAUUCUCUACUAAUCUGCAUAGUUCAACAUCAAGCCAUCCAGGACUUAUUGACAGCAGUCAUCUGAAUGGUGGUGUUGGCUUAGGGUCUCCAUUCCCUGUGGCUACAAACACAGAGAUAAAUCCAGUGGCAAGAACCAAUACCGUUGGUCCUUAUGAUCCAAAAGGGAACACUAGUAUACAGACUGUGGAUCAGGAACUGCAAGACCUCUUGGAAGAACUGACCAAAAUUGACCAUCCCACAAAUGACCUGGACAUUGAAAAGAUCUUGGGAAAUAAGAGUGAUGAACCUCUUGGUGCAAGUCACUCACAGCCAAGCAUGAACAGCACUCCUAAACGUUCACCACAGACAGCAUCACAUUUAGAAAAUCCUGUUACUGGUAAGGAGUUCUCUCCAAGUUACAGUCAGGCAUCUGUUGAGUCUCCGCAGAUGAGACCACCAUCUGCUGGUGCUGCAUUUUCCUUAACACCUUCAAGUAAGCCAGUACCAUCACCAUUGUCUGCAGCGGCUCAAAAUUCAAAUGCUCCGCAAUCUUCAAUGCUGUCAUCAAGUUUAUCCAGUCAGUCCAGUCAGAGCUGGCAUGCACAGCAGCUAAAGCAACUAGCAGCAAGUAAGCAGCAAGUAGGCUCUCAACAGCAGCAGAUUCAGACAUCUAACUGGCCUGCUUUGUCUCCAGCAGGUCCUUCCCCACCAUACAGGACAGAGAAACUUCCAAGUUCUUCUCCCCAUCAACAACCAUUUAGUCCACAAAAUACUAUGGUACAGGGUAUGACGUCCAAUAGCAUUUCAGGAACUAACAUUCAGAGUCCUCAAAGCAACCUGCUUUCUAGUAUCUCAUCUGGUAGCAAUGCAUCAGCUGGUCCAUCUCCUCCAUAUGUGGCAGAAAAACUUUCCAGUCCUGCUCUUACUCCUCAGCCUUUUAGCCCACAAAGCUCGAUGUUGCCAUCUAUAACAUCCUCUAGCCUUUCAGCAAACAGUAUUAAAAGUCCACAGAGCAACUUGGUAACAAAUGUGGCAUCUGCUAAUACCGGUCCUUCUCCACCUUACAUGCCAGAAAAACUUUCAAGUCCUGCCCUUCACCAGCCCCCAUUUAGCCCUCAAAGUACAAUGGUGCCCAAUAUUGUUUCCACAAGUAAUGCCGCAAACCUGCAGAGCUCUCUUUACAAAACCCAGUCGGGGACUUUGAAUAUGAUGCUGCAGCAGUCAUCUUCCAGUGGUGUACAACCAACCCUCGUGAAUGACAGUCCAUUGUCUCAGGACCAGUUUUCUUUUGAUAAUACCAAGAGAUUAUCUCAUUUUGCUCCUGAUUCACCUUCACAAAAGAUUCCCAUGUCUUCUGGGUCUGGACAGUCUUCUCUGGUUCACUUUCAUCAAAUUUCUCCAGUUCAGCAACCCCAUCCCCCAAGUAGCACUGCCUAUUUACCACAAGUAAUCCGAACAGGAAUUCCACGACACACAGAACCUUCUGCACUGCACCAGCAAAAUAGACAGGAUCCUUCAUUGGUUGCAAGAGGUCCAGAAUCUGAAGUGAGACACACUCUUCUGAAGUAUCACAUGAGACGACAACAGGAGAAGAACAGGCAGUCUGUGAUGGGAGUGCCAUCUGUACACAGGGGUCAUUACACAACUCAACAGAUGACUCAUUUUCAAGGAAUGACGCAGAAUAUAACUGAAUGUGGUCAGCAUGGUCCAAAUGUAACCCUGCCUCAUCACAUAAUGCCUUCAAAUUCAGGAAUCCUGCAGAGCGCGCUGGUUACUGGGUUGACAUCAUCUGCUGGUAAUCAGAACAGCAGCACAGUGGGAAUGAUGACCCACAAUCAUGGAAAGCAGCAAAUCAUGUUUCCUACUGAAUUCGGUGUGUCUUUUCGAUCUAACCAGAAUCCCCUGGGAAUUACAGCAGCCUGCCAAACAGUUCAUAGCCAGGCUGCAAUUCGACCAGUAAUGUCAAUGUCUGGGUUUAGCUCCGGCUCACUGGGAGGAGUGCCUGCCACAGCUCAGCAACACCUUCGACAUCCCAAUAUGCCAAGAGCGCCUGGCGUGUACUCCAAUUCACCAGGUCAGAUGUGGAACCCAGGGACAGUUCAAAGAGCCGCAGCUCCAAAUCCAAUGGAGGCAAGUAUGCAGCAGUUCCCACACAGUGCACACUUUCUGAAACAGAACCUAAGACCUAACAUUCCAGGUCACCAGAUUCCUCAUCAAACUGUGGUGCCACCUAACCAGAUGGCUACUCUUCAGGCGAGGCAUAUGCAGAAACUGGCCGCGUUGCAAUCUGGACAGAAUAUGGGUAUGUUGAGUAAUCAGACUUUACAGAGUAAUCUGUCAAGAGGACAGCUAUUGACUGCAAAUGGCAUGAAACAAAUGCCAACGGACAUGGCUGGUUUGAAUCCAAUGGGUCAUCCUCAAGGACUAGCUCCACCCUGUUAUUCUACCACCGGACAGCCUUCUCCAGCCUUCAGUGGGAUGAACACUGUCACUGAACUGCCAUCCUAUGACUUUGUUCCACAUCAGACUAAUAGUGUCUUAACUGGUACUAACAAUGAGGCUGAAUUCUAUGACUCACUUACAAAGACCCCAAGUGGUGCCGAUGAUGACUGGCUAAACAGCUUGAUUUUUGAUGACAUUUUAGGAACUAGUACAUAAGUUCUGAAAACUUCUGUCUCACAACAGCCUGGUCAAAGAUGUACAUAUGCAGCUAAAUUCUAAUAAACCCCAGUGGGUGGAUGUUUGUUGUAUGCCUACUCUAUCUACAAAAAAAAAAAGAGUUUAAUAUGGACAGUUUUACAGAUUAUUGUAAAUAGUAAAAUAUUUUGUAAAUUGUUUUCCUAAACCAUAAGUAUAAAAGAAGUACAGUAUUUAUACUUCUUUCCUGAACUAUUUGUAAAUAAUUGAUAGCAAAAAUCUUUGUUUUAUAAUAGGAAUUUCGUGUAUUUUAACUUUUAUUAAAUAUGAAAACAAUAUUGUUAGUUUCAGUAAUACUGUGUAUUACAGUUUUGAAAAUACCAGUUAUGUUUGUGACAUAACAGAAGGCAUAAAUUUGGGGUGUUUAGCAGACUAGUGUGUAGAGAAAAAAAUGUAAAGCAGUGCACUUUGAAUGCUAUUUCAACCACCAUAAUGGUGAGCUUUUAAAUAGCUGAAAGUGGAUUAGGAAUGCUGUACAGUGACACAGUUCAAAUGUUGUCAGUUGUAAAUGAACUUUGAAGAGCUGAUGAUUCAGUUUUGACACUUAUCGACUCCAGUGGCAUUUAAGGGAUGAACAUAAUAAAUUCCUUCCUCUGAGUGAAAGACUCCAACAACCUUAAGUCCAGUUAUCAUUAAUUGCUGGCAGCACUGUUUACUAGUUAUGUCAUAUUACCAGUACAAGUUUUUCCAGAUUUAUAAGCAAGUGAUAUGGUUUUGGAAAUAAAUCUAUAUAGAUGAGUUUAGAAAAUUAUGCAGUACUGAUUAGCUUUGCUCCAGUUUUAUGUAGCUAAUGCUAAUCUGGUUGGUUAUCUAGUCUCCCUGGAUGUGAUUAGUGCUGUAUGACUGUUAUAGCCGCCUAUCAUUUGAGCAGAUCAGUAGUGACUGUUGCAGGUUUUGCCUACAAAGUGAUGUAAAUAUCAUAUGCAAAGGCACAAAACAGAAUGCAUUCUGUCUUUUUUCACAUCAUGUGGGUUUAACACGUUAAGGUUGAGCACUUUGACUUGCAAUGUGAUGGCAACUAAGAGGAACUGGAAGUCUUUUUUCUGGCACAUCCAACUCCCAGGUACUUCUAAAAGAGAAAUCCUGUACAACUCAAAGUACACAUAUGACAUUUUCCCUAAGUUGCAGUAUGAAAAGUUUUUCCAAAACUGAAGGAAGAAAAGCUGUGCAGGUACAUUCAGCAGCACUGUGAUGCAUUAGAAAGCAAAAAGCCACAAUUUCUGUUUUAAUUGCAUUUCAUAAUUAUACAUUCUGUUGCUAGAGCACAGAGACAAAACAGAUAAUUACUAUUUAUUUUACUUUUUAAAAAAAAAGCUAAACGAUACUACUCAAUGGAGGCUGUCACUAUGACAACUGAAAAAGACUUUGAACCCCUGCUAACACAACAUCUCAUUAUCCACAAAUGUGCCCUUCCCUGACACAGGCUAGGAAGAGUGCAAACAUCAUGGCAGACAGUAGGUUCUUGAAAAUCUUUUUUUUUUUCAUGUAAAAUUUUUUUUUUAAAUGGAAAAGAAAGAAUGAGCUCACACUGUAACCCAAGAGUGAAGUGCUAAGGUGAAAAUGGAAAGUAGGUGUGCAUUCAGUUUCAUGCCUUUGCACAUAUGUUUUUUUUAAAGCUUGGAGGAAAAAUGUCAAACCAUUGAGGGACUAUGUCCCACUCUACUCGUAGGAGGUGCUUAGAUAAUUUGAGUACAUAUCAUGUAUUUUUUACAGGAUCUGAGCAGUUUGCAGCUUACGUUAACUAAUGAUGCCAGUAGUACACCGACGACCACUUGUAAAACAUGGUAUUUGCAGUAAGGAUAUGACUCUGCAGGUAAUAUCCCGCAUGGUAAGGUCAUAGCAAGACCUGCCCUGGCUUUGUUUGGCAUGACUAUGAACCCAACUGUUACUGCAGUGGUUUUUCAGUUGGACUUGUAAUUUAUCACAUUUUUGCGUAUUACUAAGGAAAGUAUAACAUUUGUAAGUCAGCUAGCAUUCCAGCAGCAAAUGUUAUGUAGUAUGAAGUUUUCUCCCUUAGUAGCAGACUGCCAAACUUGGUCAGUGGUUUCUAACCAUAAGCUAGGUUGAGGAUGAGAACUGUUAAGUGUCAGAUGUACCUUAAGUCAUACAGAAAAAAGUGCACUGACUGACAGGAGUUUCAGAAAGGUCUGCACAUCCCAGUUGUGUAUAUUUGUAGUGUACAGGUGAUUUAGUCCUGGUCUCAUGAGUAUAUCAGUUUUGUUCAUGUCAGAAGUCUUUCUGUUGCAGAGAAGAAAAAAAUAUAUAGUCAUUGAUAGUUCUCACUUUUAUUUUUUGUUUAAUUUACUUCCAUUGUUUUUGUCAACAAAUGUUGUUUGUAUAUUUAAAGAACGGCUCUGUCUGUAAACGAUCCACUGUACUGUAAAUUCCAUGUGAUGUCCGUACUUCCUGUAGUCCUGUUGUAGCCACCUCAUAUCUCUGCCAUAAGUUUAUGAUAUAAUGACAGCUUCAAGCACAGAACAGAAAGUAUGACAGGUUUUUCUUCACACAAAUAAACUGCUGGAGGAAAAUUAUGUUCAUUUUUUUCUCUGUAGCCUCCAUUUUACUAUUUAAUCUGCUGGUAAAAUAUUAACAUUUUCACA